Molecule: messenger RNA, 3582 nt
Organism: Penicillium brasilianum
Lineage: Eukaryota; Fungi; Ascomycota; Eurotiomycetes; Eurotiales; Aspergillaceae
Source: the annotation of a GenBank genome assembly
CGCAGGGCGUGCCGAUUCCCGGCCCCACGUGACUUCUACAUGACGUCGACCGAUCGAGCUGGUAUGCAGAUGUUGCUGGCGCAAGUUCCUUCUCUCAUUCUCUUCCAAUUACUUCCUUUCGUUACGAGAGAGACGUUUGAGGUCGUUUCUUCUUGCAUAUUUGCCCGCAUGCUCAGUCCUGCGUGAUUCGAGCCCGUACAUAGCUUAUCUCCACUCCCUUUGCCUUUCCUGCGGGCUGCACUCGCUCACGAUGCGCGCGGCGGUACUCCGGAGUCGUCCGGACGGCCCUGCGCUGAGGUCAAUUGGAUCUUUGGCGACUGGUUUCAAAGCUUCAAAGACUGCUUUGGCUGCCAGUUUCCCUAUCACCCGCUCGCUGAACACUUCCUCCCGCCGACCUCUACCCCAGCGUCCCUACGGCCCGACUCCCAAUGUAUCGAUCCCGAUCCGGUUCCAGUCUGAUAAGGCAGCUGCAAAGGUUACCGUCAAGCAGCGGCCAAAGGUUCUAGCAGCGCUCUACAAGUCGUUUGCCUUCUGUGGUUUCUUUGUUAUCGGUACCGGUGUCGUGGUCCUCGCCUUCUUCCUCUACGAUGCUAGUACAUACCGCGAGACCCCGACCGCGGAGGAUAUCCCUGUCUCUGAAUUGGCACUCAACCCACGCCGGGGUGGACCCAAGAAUUUGCCGAUUGCGGAUGUUCUUGUUGGCGACUACGAUUCGGAAUCUAUGAUUGAGCAGAAGGAUAAGCCUCGUCUGGUUAUCCUGGGUACCGGUUGGGGCAGCAUUGCCUUGCUCAAGAAUCUGAACCCGGGUGACUACCACGUUACCGUUGUUUCUCCGACUAAUUACUUCCUGUUUACUCCCAUGUUACCCUCCGCCACGGUGGGAACGCUUGGUCUUCGGUCUCUGGUUGAACCUGUGCGACGUAUCAUUGAUCGUGUCCAUGGGCAUUUCUUGAAGGCUUCUGCGACGGAUGUUGACUUCUCGCACAAGUUGGUUGAGGUCUCUCAGGUUGAUCAGGAUGGAAAUACGAAGAACUUCUAUCUGCCUUACGAUAAGCUUGUUAUCGGUGUCGGCUGCGUGACAAACCCGCACGGUGUCAAGGGUCUCGAGAACUGCAACUUCCUGAAGACUAUUGACGAUGCUCGCCGAAUCAAGAACAAGGUGCUGGAUAAUAUGGAACAGGCUUGUCUGCCGACUACUACCGACGACGAGCGCCGCCGUCUGCUGUCUUUCGUUGUCUGUGGCGGUGGUCCUACUGGUGUCGAAUUCGCUGCUGAGUUGUUCGAUCUUCUCAACGAGGACUUGCUCCAUUCUUUCCCUCGCAUCGUGCGCAACGAAAUUUCCGUCCACAUCAUCCAGAGCCGGUCUCAUAUUCUGAACACUUAUGACGAAGCACUUUCCAAAUACGCCGAGGGCCGUUUCUCCCGUGACGGUGUUGAAGUCUUGACAAAUGCUCGAGUGAAGGAGGUCCAGAAGGAUCGCGUUCUCUUCUCUCAGGUUGAAGAUGGAAAGACCGUCGUCAAGGAAAUUCCUACCGGAUUCUGCCUUUGGUCUACCGGAGUUUCUCGUGCCGAGAUUUGCGAGACCCUCUCCAACCGUCUUGAAGGACAAAACAAUAAACACGCCUUGGAAACUGACUCCCACCUCCGGGUAAUUGGUGCUCCUCUGGGUGACGUCUACGCCAUUGGUGAUUGUUCCACGGUCCAGAACAACGUCGCAGAGAAUGUCAUCAAGUUCCUGCGCACCAUCGCCUGGGAGAAGGGCCGUGACCCCGAGAAAGUACACCUGAAUUUCGCCGAAUGGCGUGACGUUGCCAACCGCGUGAAGAAGCGCUUCCCUCAAGCCUCGAACCAUCUCCGCCGUGUGGAUCGCCUUUUCGAGCAGUACGAUGUCGACCACUCCGGCACCCUCGACUACGGCGAGCUCUCUGAGCUCCUGCACCAGAUCGAUACCAAGCUCACCUCUUUGCCUGCAACUGCCCAGCGUGCGAACCAGCAGGGUGUUUACCUGGGCCGCAAGCUGACCAAGAUUGCAUCCUCCCUCCCUGGUCUUAAGGCUAACGAGAUUGACUACGGUGACCUGGACGAGGCUGUCUACAAGGCGUUUAAGUACCAGCACCUCGGUAGUCUGGCAUAUAUCAGCAACGCUGCUAUUUUCGACUUUGGUGGUAUGAGCUUCAGUGGUGGUGUUGUUGCCAUGUAUCUCUGGCGCAGUAUUUACUUUGCGCAGAGUGUCAGCUUCCGUACGCGGUGUAUGCUGGCGAUGGAUUGGGCGAAGCGCGCUCUCUUCGGAAGAGAUCUUAUGAGCUUCUAAGCAUAUCCCACACAUUUCUUUAUCCCACUCAUCCUACACAAUUGCGAUGAGUAUGCUUGGCUGUCUUUUCUGAUGCUACGCUGGUUCGGCAUGAGAUAACCAUAGAUCAUCGUUUGCUCUAUUGAGCCAGCUUAGAGCUGGAGUUUGAGGCUUUCUUUGUCAUCUCGAUCGUCAUUGUGAUCUGAUCUGAAGAACUAUGAUUUGAUUAGCUAUUCUCUUUGUAUGGGCCCGGUUGGCCAAGGACACUUUCUUAUUUCUAUUCUGCUUUCUGUUCUUUUUUGGCCCGUGUCGGAUUUUCCUUGGAUUUUAUGAACUUUUGAACAUGGCUGCAUACAUUUGGUUUCUAUAGCCUGACUUGUAUAUAUAUUUUGGCUUAGGUGCCUAGAUUGGGGCUGAUGUGCCUUUGACCUGUAUUGACAACGCUCGCAGUCGUGUUCGUCGAAUACGUGGUAGAUGCGAGCAAUCUACCUAAACGAAUCAUAGUGGCUACAGUACUUGAAUCUCUGCAAAGGAAUAGAUAGAUACGUGAGAAGAGGGUUGUAAAUGUGAAGAAAUGUAUUUGUAUUGAGUUGACCUCGAUCCCGAGGUACCCGGCCCUGAGUGGGUAGCCAUAACGCCAAACAGACCAGACAAGCCUCAGAAGCGCCUCGCUAAAAAAGGACCCAGAAAAAGCAGAAAAAAAAGCAGUGACCCAACAGGAGCGCUAGGAGAAAAGUUUGCAGGAGGAACUCUUCACUGCGAUGUGCAGGCCUCACGCAACCAUGGUAUCGACAUCGCCGUUAUUGGCCAUCACAGUGUCGCCGGAACCAUUUUGGCUACUCCCAUUGUUGGCCGCAUCGUUACUGUUACGGGACUGGUUAUUAUCGUUGUCGCCGAGCAGGCCAAUGUCCAGCUUAUCCGGGAUAUCCUUCUUGGCGUCUCGGGCCUUGUGUUCGGCAAAAGCGCGAAGCUUGACGAGAUUGCGCAGACGCGCUUCUUUACGAGAGCCCUGGUUUUGAAGGAUGGCCUCGUUGACUCGCUGCGCGAUGUCUUUACGGAGGCUGGGAUCUAGAAGGGAAGCCAGGGAUGGGGAGAGGUUGUCGGUGGGGAAUAUCAGUAGAGCAAGCGUCCGCUCCAAGUCCUCAAGGAACUGUGGGUUUGUCGGAGCGCGGGGUGCUAGCUGGGUUGUUGCGAACUCCAGAGCAGGACUAAUGUCGCCAUCUGGAGUGGAGGUGCAAGUACGGAUUAGUUCUACCAGUUGCAAGCGCAGGAGGGCAAAAUGCAAUGCCGGG